GCCCUUUCGCGAGUCCGCGCUUCUUCCCCUCCUCCUCCACCUCCAUUUUGCGAGCUCGAGUCUGUGACUGGAGCCCGAGUCACCGCCUGCCCGUCGGGGACGGAUUCUAGUGGGUGGAAAAGACGCUGCAGCCCGAGUGGCCGAAGUGGAGGGGCGCGGGGACAGGGACAUGCGCCCGGGUGCCCCGACCCGCGGAGACUGGAGAGGGUCAGGGGGCUGUCUUGUCAGCCAGGGAAAGGGAGACUUUCUUAAAUAGGGGUUCUCCCCUCCCCCCCAUGGAGAAGGGGGCAGCUGUUUACUUCCUUUUUUUAGAAAAAAAUAUUUCCCUCCUCCUCCUCUUGCUUUCAUACGCUAAGUUGUUUAUAUCGGCUGCGGUGGGAGCUGCGGACGGUGGCGGGUGAAGCGGAGCCUUUGAGAGAGCUGAUAGUCACUGAUGGACUCCAAAGAAUCAUUAAACCCCCCCAGUAGAGAAGAAACCCCCAGCAAUGUGCUUGGUCGGGAAAGAGGAAAUGUGAUGGACUUCUAUAAAACCCUAAGGGGAGGAGCUACUGUGAGGGUUCCUGCAUCUUCACCCUCACUGGCUGCUGCUUCACAAUCAGACUCCAAGCAGCAUAGACCUUUGGUUGAUUUUCCAAAAGGCUCAGUAAGCAAUGUGCAGCAGCCAGAUCUGUCCAAAGCAGUUUCACUCUCAAUGGGAUUGUAUAUGGGAGAGACAGAAACAAAAGUGAUGGGAAAUGACUUGGGAUUCCCACAGCAGGGCCAAAUCAGCCUUUCCUCUGGGGAAACGGACUUUCAGCUUCUGGAAGAAAGCAUCGCGAACCUCAAUAAAUCGACCAGUGUUCCAGAGAACCCCAAGAGUUCAGCAUCUGCUGCUGUUUCUGCUGCCCCCACAGAAAAGGAGUUUCCAAAACCUCACUCUGAUGUGUCUUCAGCACAGCAAAAUUUGAAGGGCCAGGCUGGCACCAAUGGUGGCAAUGUGAAGUUGUAUACCACAGACCAAAGCACCUUUGACAUUUUGCAGGAUUUGGAGUUUUCUUCUGGGUCCCCAGGUAAAGAGACAAACGAGAGCCCUUGGAGAUCAGACCUUUUAAUAGAUGAAAACUAUUUGCUUUCUCCUUUGGCAGCAGAGGAUGAUCCAUUCCUUUUAGAAGGAAACUCGAAUGAGGACUGCAAGCCUCUCGUUUUACCGGAUACUAAACCUAAAAUUAAGGACAAUGGAGAUCUCACCUUAUCCAGUCCCAACAGCGUGCCACUGCCCCAAGUGAAAACAGAAAAGGAAGAUUUCAUUGAACUCUGUACUCCUGGGGUAAUUAAGCAGGAGAAACUGGGCCCAGUUUACUGUCAGUCAACCUUUUCUGGAGCAAAUAUAAUCGGUAAUAAAACAUCUGCCAUUUCUGUUCAUGGUGUGAGUACUUCUGGUGGACAGAUGUACCACUAUGACAUGAAUACAGCAUCCCUUUCUCAACAGCAGGAUCAGAAACCUAUUUUUAAUGUCAUUCCACCAAUUCCUGUUGGUUCAGAAAAUUGGAAUAGGUGCCAAGGAUCUGGAGAUGACAGCCUACCUUCCUUGGGGACUUUGAACUUCCCUGGUCGAUCACUUUUUUCUAAUGGCUAUUCAAGCCCUGGAAUGAGACCAGAUGUAAGCUCUCCUCCAUCCAGCUCCUCAGCAGCAAUGGGACCACCACCCAAACUUUGCCUGGUGUGCUCUGAUGAAGCUUCUGGAUGUCAUUAUGGGGUCCUGACUUGUGGAAGUUGUAAAGUGUUCUUCAAAAGAGCAGUGGAAGGACAGCACAAUUAUCUCUGUGCUGGAAGAAAUGACUGUAUCAUCGAUAAAAUUCGAAGAAAAAACUGCCCAGCAUGCCGCUAUAGAAAAUGUCUUCAAGCUGGAAUGAACCUAGAAGCUCGAAAAACAAAGAAAAAAAUAAAAGGAAUUCAGCAAGCCACUACAGGAGUCUCACAAGAAACUUCUGAAAAUCCUGUUAACAAAACAAUAGUUCCUGCAACAUUACCACAACUCACCCCUACUCUAGUGUCACUACUGGAGGUCAUUGAACCUGAGGUGUUAUAUUCGGGAUAUGAUAGCUCUGUUCCAGAUUCGACUUGGCGGAUCAUGACUACACUCAACAUGUUAGGCGGUCGCCAAGUAAUUGCAGCAGUGAAAUGGGCAAAGGCAAUACCAGGAUUCAGGAACUUACACCUGGAUGACCAAAUGACCCUGCUUCAGUACUCAUGGAUGUUCCUCAUGGCAUUUGCCCUGGGAUGGAGAUCAUAUAGACACUCAAGUGGCAACAUGCUGUGUUUUGCUCCGGAUCUGAUUAUUAAUGAGCAGAGAAUGACUCUACCCUGCAUGUAUGACCAAUGUAAACAUAUGCUCUAUGUUUCCAGUGAGUUGCAGAGACUUCAGGUAUCUUAUGAAGAGUAUCUCUGUAUGAAAACUUUACUGCUUCUCUCUUCAGUUCCUAAAGAAGGCUUGAAGAGCCAAGAGCUGUUUGAUGAAAUUAGAAUGACCUAUAUCAAAGAACUUGGAAAAGCCAUUGUCAAACGGGAAGGAAACUCCAGUCAGAACUGGCAGCGAUUUUAUCAACUGACAAAGCUCUUGGACUCCAUGCAUGAUGUGGUUGAAAACCUCCUUAACUAUUGCUUCCAAACAUUUUUGGAUAAGACCAUGAGUAUUGAAUUCCCAGAGAUGUUAGCUGAAAUCAUCACCAAUCAGAUAUCAAAAUAUUCAAAUGGAAAUAUCAAAAAACUUCUGUUUCAUCAAAAGUGACUGCCUUAAUAAGAAAGGUUGCCUUAAGAAAGUUGAAUUUAUAGCUUUUAUUGUACAAGCUAUCAAUUUGUCCUAUAGUGGGUUUUUUUUUUCCUUUUUCGUUUUUUGUCAUUUUGUUUGUUUUAAAUACGCACUACAUGUGGUUUAUAGAGGGCCAAGAUGUGGCAACAGAAGCAGUUGAGUCAUCACUUUCCAGUGAUGGGAAAAAUAGGAAGUGGAAUUCAUGAAUUGGUGUAGCCCAGAAAUUAGAAAUAAUCAUGUAGGGUAGUUUCCAGUGUCAGAAAGAUGGCACCUGAACCACCAGUGCCCCAGGUCUGUACGACAGACUUUCUGCUCAUACUUUUCACAGUUGGCUAGAUAAAAAUUUCUGUUUGUUGGUAUAUUUUCCCUAUAUAGUUAAGGUAGCAAUUUUUGAUUUCUGCAUGGAAACCUGGAAAAAGUUUACAAGUGUAUAUCAGAAAAGGGAAGUUGUGCCUUUUAUAGCUAUUACUGUCUGGUUUUAACAAUUUCCUUUAUAUUCAGUGAACUACGCUUGCUCAUUUUUUUCUUACAUAAUUUUUGUAUUCAAGUUGUCUGUUGUACAGCUGUUUAAGAUGGGCAGCUAGUGCAUAGCUUUCCUAAAUAAACUCUAAACAUUAAUCUUCUGUGUGAAAAUGGGUUGGUGCUUCUAACCUGAUGGCACUUAGCUGUCAGACCACAAAAAUUGACUCAAAUCUCCAGUAUUCUUGUCAAAAAAAA
Molecule: messenger RNA, 3505 nt
Organism: Orycteropus afer afer
Lineage: Eukaryota; Metazoa; Chordata; Mammalia; Tubulidentata; Orycteropodidae
Source: RefSeq, a predicted model, not a curated record